Spea bombifrons (plains spadefoot toad) is the source of this 2248-nucleotide messenger RNA. RefSeq names its product vitamin D3 hydroxylase-associated protein-like. The coding region runs from base 14 to 1756 and encodes 580 amino acids. The transcript is spliced from 15 exons. Gene Ontology annotation, molecular function: amidase activity; fatty acid amide hydrolase activity. Gene Ontology annotation, biological process: fatty acid catabolic process. Lineage: Eukaryota; Metazoa; Chordata; Amphibia; Anura; Pelobatidae. The record is from RefSeq and is a predicted model, not a curated record.
GUCACUGUGAGACAUGCUGCCUGCGGAUCGCCCCGACCUCCGCUCCCUGUGCGCCCUGCUGGGCUGCUCGGCUGCCUCCCUACUACUCCUCUUCCGAUGGGUUAAGACACGCAGGAUCCAAAAGAGGAUUGACAAUGCCCGGGAAAGAAGGGACAGAGCCCUGGGCAGCAUGGAGGAGGCUGUGAUCCGCUUAUCCGCUGAGCACCCUGUUCCAGAUCCCGAGGAGAUUUUGUCUCUGUCGUUGGACGAACUGUCCCAGAAGCUUAAGGAUGGCUCGCUCUCUCCCGAGAUGGUUCUUCAUUGCUACAUGGGAAAGGCCCUGGCAGUGACCGAGCAGCUGAACUGUGUGACCGAUUUCCUACCAGAGUGUGAAGCUCAACUGGCGGAGCUCAAACAGCGAGAAUCAAAAGACCUUCUUUAUGGUGUCCCCAUCAGCCUAAAAGACAACUUUAAUUGCAAGGGCCACGAUUCCACUUUGGGUUUGAUCAAUCACUUGAACCGGCCGGCAUGUACAGACAGCGUGAUUGUACAAAUUCUAAAAAGCAAAGGGGCCGUUCCGUUUGUGAAAACAAACAUUCCGCAGUCAAUGCUAAAUUAUGACUGCAGUAACCCUAUCUAUGGCCGGACUUUAAAUCCUCUCAACCACAAAAAAACCCCAGGAGGCUCCUCGGGUGGGGAAGGAGCCCUGAUCGCAGCAGGAGGGUCUAUCCUGGGUGUUGGAUCAGACAUUGGUGGGAGUAUCCGGUUUCCAUCAGCUUUCUGCGGCCUUUGUGGCUUUAAACCCACCGGCAACAGACUCAGUACUGUGGGUGUUGUGUCCAGUUCCCCUGGACAGAAAUCGGUGACGGCAAUGAUCGGACCCAUAGCUCGGGACGUGGACAGCUUGACGCUGUUUAUGAGAGCUGUGCUGUGUGAAGACAUGUUUAAUCUGGACCCCACCGUCCCACCGCUUCCAUUCAAUGAGGAGGUAUAUUCAAGCUCCCGACCUCUCCGCAUCGGAUAUUAUGAGACAGAUGGCUUUACAAUGUCUACUCGCUCCAUGAGUCGUGCAGUUUUGGAAACUAAGGUUCUGCUAGAAAAAGCUGGACAUAAGCUGGUGCCAUUCACCCCUCCAACGGUAGAGAAGGCUGUGUUUGAAUUCGCCAUGAAAGGUUUGUUAGCGGACGGAGGUUCCACUUUUCUGGAGAACUUUAAAGGCGACAUUGUUGACCCCAACCUGACAACCCAAGUGUCAACAUAUGCACUUCCUUCUUGUCUAAAGAGCUUACUGUCAUUCAUUGUGAAGCCCGUGUUUCCAAGAUUAGCAAAAGUUCUAGAGAAUACCAAGGAAACAAGAUCUGUUAAAACCCUUUGGAAACAUCAUACAGCUGUAGAGGAAUACCGCCAAGAAUUCAUAGCAACGUGGAAAAAGCUAGGGCUGGACGCUGUCCUGUGUCCUAUUUUGGGUCCUGCUUUAACCGUUGGAUACCCUGGAAAACUGUCAAGCGCUGUAUCCUAUACCAUCCUGUACAAUGUCGUAGAUUUUCCCGUAGGGGUAGUCCCCGUCACCACGGUGACACAAGAAGACGAGGAAGAUUUGAAAAACUAUGACGGGCACUAUAAGGACUUCUGGGAUAAAUUGCUCAAAAAGGCUGUGUCAGACGGCGUAGGUCUUCCCGUGGCUGUGCAAUGCGUGGCUUUACCAUGGCAAGAGGAACAGUGCCUCCGGCUGAUGAAGGAAGUAGAAACUGUGACUCGGAGAAACCUCAGAGGGUGAACCCUCAAUGCCGAGGACACCCAAAAGUCCACGUGAUACUGGGCAUGAAUAAAAAAAACAAAAAAACACAGCAUAAACAUGCAGCCAAGAUGGUGUUUUCAAGACCCUCUGUAGAACACCGACCUUUACCUGUUCUAGUAACCCAAUGGUGGACCGCCAGAGCAGUAAGAUGUGAACCACCUACCACUCUGGCACUAAAAUAGUUAAAAGCAAGAGAAGAUCUGCAUACAGUACUGUGCACACUGCCAAAUAGUGAUUUGAUUUAGAUUUUUAUUCGCAUUUAUUUUUUAAUGAUUCAAAAUGUGACUUUCUACUAAAGUAAAAAAAUUCACGUUAACAUUUGUCCUCUUAAUAAAACAUGUUUUGCUUUACCCUUUUGUCCCAAUGUAUUGACGUUUCUCAACAGCUGAAGCUCAAACAACUUGUCCUGUUAUAUAUAUUCAAGAAAGAAAACAGUUUUUCUUUCCUUCCAAUAUUAAAACAUGAAAUAAA